CUUACCCUCCGUAUUUUUGCUGGUAUCUCUCCCCGUACGUGGAGUUGAGCAGGAUUAGGUACUCGGCAAGUCCAGCGUCACUCAAACUCGUUCGCCGGCGAAGCUCACUCCAAACCUUGUGAGAUUCUCCAAGAUAAACUCGCCUAACAUCAUACUUCUUACGGGACUCGAGGCGUCUUUGUGCUCGAUCAGAAUCCGUGAGCCUGGGACGGCCUCUACAACGCCUCGAAAUUGAUUUUAUUUGAUCCCCGGCUUCUUCAGCGUCCAGGGGACCCUCCUCUCCUCCAUAGCCAUCCGCCAUCUUGACAACAGCUGUCUGUUGUUGUCAUUCCUAGCGGAAGUUGUCUUACAGGAAAUGACACCACUUGGCGGGAAACGAAAAUGUUCUUUGCACGUCAUGCAUUGAGCAGAACGUUUUAUUAACGAUAAACCAAGUUCAUACAUGUAGAUAGAUAGCUAAAGAAAGAUAUGGCCGAUAUUUUGACGCUUGUCUUUAGGAUAUUUAACCAACACAAUGGAAAAACGAAGGAUUUCAAAAGCAUCGCACCAUCAAAAUGCAGUACCUUGGUAGUCGGAGACAGUAGCAUUAACCGUUCGUUGCUGAUACUUGCGGCGGUGACGGCUGCCUCUGAAUUGGGGCUCAAAGUCUCAUUUUUCACUCAGGUUCAAAUUCAGAGCCUUCCAGGAUCAUUACAAGAAUCCCUGUCCAACCUGAGCCCCGACAAUUUGAAGAAAAUCAAGUUUUCAUACCCCAGGUCCUUGGAAGAUUUGCUUCAGGACGUGGCCUCUUUGCAUGAAUCAGCCUCUGGAUCUGCUGCCCCCCCGUCGCUGAUCAUCGUGGACGGACUGGAGGGCUACCUGCGCGGGCCUGGGGUGAGUGGUGGCCUUCAGCUGGCGGAGCAGUCCUCUGCUGCACACAUCUCUGCUCUGCUGUAUGACACGGCUGCAUUUGUCACACAGACCUUGGAAGAGAGAGCCGCUAGUCUGGCCCCCUGUCGGGUCAUAGCCUCGUUCCAGUCUGAGUGUGAAGGGCAUGCUGGUGGGGACUCCUCAGACCCUGUCCUCUCAGUGUUAGACCGCUACUUUCAGGUUCGGUGUACCUUGGACCAGGACUGGAACUCUGCCCCUGCUGUAGCAGGAUCACAGGACACGUGGCAUGUUUACCUCUCUGGUGCUGGGAUCACAGAAGACUCUAUUGCUAAGGAUGAGGAGGACUCAAGUCUGGCACGAGAAUGGCGACUGAUCAUUUGCCCCAAUCGCUCAAUAGAGUUUACAAUGGUUUGAAAUCUAUUAAAUGACUUACCAGUGGACGAGGAAGAAAUAAAAGACAUGCAAAAAAACGUAUAUACUUAUAUCAAACAAUUGCAUUCCCAAAGACUGAGAUGCAAGGGGAACAGUUUUUUUCCAAUGCACAAAAUGGUUUUCACUAGUGUUU
This is a messenger RNA of Salvelinus namaycush (lake trout), 1435 nucleotides long. Its product is annotated as ATPase SWSAP1-like. Gene Ontology annotation, molecular function: single-stranded DNA binding. The transcript is spliced from 2 exons. NCBI's taxonomy places the organism in Eukaryota, Metazoa, Chordata, Actinopteri, Salmoniformes, Salmonidae. The record is from RefSeq and is a predicted model, not a curated record. Gene Ontology annotation, biological process: double-strand break repair via homologous recombination. Gene Ontology annotation, cellular component: Shu complex. Bases 469 to 1284 code for a protein of 271 amino acids.